AUGCAUUCAUCGUCAUCUAAACCUAAGUUUUCAUUCAAUUUAAUAAUCAAUGACUUGACCAAUGUUCCUCAAAUUAAUGGUUCUUGUUUCAUUGAAUUACAGAUUAAGGAUGGUAGCAGACACCACAGUGAUAGCAAAGUAUCAAAAUCCAUUUCAUCUACCAUAAUGGCUCCAUCAACUACUAGUAGAACCUUUCUCAACAAGUUUGACGAUUUCACUACUUCACUUUCGACAAGUCAGAAUUCCGGUAUGAAGGAAAGUACAACUUCUUCCCUGUCUGGUAAUGUUUCAGCUACAACGUCUCGUAAGAAGCUUCACAAUUUCAAAUGUAAUUUCAAUUAUAAAUUAAGUUGUAAUUUGAAAUUUAAUAUUAGAAAGAAAGGGAACUUGGUUGCUAAUAAGUAUUUGUUGCUCAAGAUAUUUUAUGUUAAUGAUGCAAGUGCCCAGAGCUUUGUUGGUGGACUGUCUCAAAUUACAGAAUUGGGUAGAUUGGAAAUCAAUUUAUCUGAAUAUUUAAAUUUUGAUGACAUGAUCACUACCAAAUAUUUGUUGAAUGAUUCUAAAGUAAAUUCGAUCUUAAGUCUUACCAUUGGAUUGAACGAGCUACCCCCAAAUUUCGAUUUCCAUACUCAAUUACAAAUACAAGAUAACCAAAGCAGUGUAAAUUCCAGAACUGAUACAUCCAAUUUAUCAUCUAGACCAACUACUAGGAAAAACAAUUUCAAUGUGCCACAAUUUGAGAAGAAGAAUAUUUUCAAUGGAAUUAACAAUGUAUUUGGAGAGAAUGGCACUUUUAACAAUUCGCCUCCAAGUUCUCCGUCAACUCCAGUUGAAAAUGGACAAGCACAACUGGGAUCUGUUGAUAAAUCCAAAACAGAGUCAAAUUUAUCUUUGGCCAACAACAAGAAUGGAGGACAACAAGAACAGCAACCAAAACAGCAGCAACAACAACAACAAAUUCUAAUGGAUCCAAUUGUUAGUCAAUUAUAUUGCAAGAUUUUGGAAAGUAGCUGGGAUCCGGAACUAUACACUUUGUUGACAUAUUCACCUGAACAAUGUAUUGAUGAUAUUUUCAAUAAUCCAAAGAACAAAUAUGGGUAUAAUUUGAAACUCAAGGAAUAUUAUGAAGCGAGAAAGAAGGAUGAUGAAGAAGAAAUGGGAAAAUUGGACGACUCAUAUCGUGAAUUAAAUGGCUUAAUAAGUGAGGUCAAAUACCGUCCUGAUUUGAAGAGUUGGAAUAUUCCAGAAGGUGAUUUACCUAGAUGA
This is a messenger RNA of Candida tropicalis MYA-3404, 1266 nucleotides long. RefSeq lists its product as uncharacterized. Bases 1 to 1266 code for a protein of 421 amino acids. The transcript has a single exon. NCBI's taxonomy places the organism in Eukaryota, Fungi, Ascomycota, Pichiomycetes, Serinales, Debaryomycetaceae. The record is from RefSeq and is a predicted model, not a curated record.